This is a messenger RNA of Limanda limanda (common dab), 3582 nucleotides long. RefSeq names its product DEAD (Asp-Glu-Ala-Asp) box helicase 42 (gene ddx42). The record is from RefSeq and is a predicted model, not a curated record. Bases 71 to 2902 code for a protein of 943 amino acids. Gene Ontology annotation, molecular function: nucleic acid binding; ATP binding; RNA helicase activity. The transcript has 18 exons. Lineage: Eukaryota; Metazoa; Chordata; Actinopteri; Pleuronectiformes; Pleuronectidae.
CUUUCUUCUUCUCAUGACAACACGGGCGCUGCAGGCUGGAGCAUCUACAGGCGCCUGAAACAGCACAGUCAUGAACUGGAACAAAGGUGGUCCGGGUAUCAAGCGAGGGUUUGGGUUUGGAGGAUUUUCUCUUGCAGGGAAAAAAGAGGAAUCCGCCGCCCCACCUGACAAAUCUCAAACAUCGUUUGGACCCCCAGGAUCAAGUGGGGGAUAUGGGAAGAACCAGCAGCUCCCGUCAUUCUAUAAAAUAGGGACCAAAAGAGCGAAUUUUGAUGAGGAAAAUGCGUAUUUUGAAGAUGAUGAAGAGGAUUCCAGCAGCAAUGUUGAUCUACCAUAUAUACCUGCAGAGAAUUCGCCCACACGGCAGCAAAUGCAGUCUGGCGGUGGCGGCGGCUCAGACAGUGAGGAUGACCCACUGGAUGCCUUCAUGGCAGAGGUUGAGAAUCAAGCAGCGAAAGACAUGAAGAAACUAGAGGAAAAGGAAAAAGAGAAAAAGUCAGCCAAGGGUAUUCGCGAUGACAUUGAAGAAGAAGAUGAACAAGAAGCCUACUUCCGCUACAUGGCAGAGAAUCCCACAGCCGGCCUGAGCCUGGAGGAAGAGGAUGAAAACGUUGAUUAUGACAGUGACGGGAACCCAAUUGCCCCGACCACCAAGAAAAUCAUCUUGCCCCUUCCUCCUAUUGACCACUCUGAGAUUGAUUAUCCACCAUUUGAGAAAAACUUCUACAUUGAGCACGAGGAGCUCAUCAGCCUGACUGGAAUUCAAGUGUCGGAACUAAGGCAGAAAUUGAACUUGCGGGUAUCUGGUGCUGCCCCUCCAAAACCCUCGACCAGCUUUGCUCACUUUGCCUUUGAUGAGCAGCUAAUGCACGUAAUCCGCAAGUCUGAGUUCACUCAGCCCACACCAAUUCAGUGCCAGGGUGUGCCUAUAGCUGUGUCUGGACGUGACAUGAUUGGUAUUGCAAAAACUGGCAGUGGUAAAACUGCAGCUUUUAUUUGGCCAAUGCUGGUUCAUAUCAUGGACCAGAAGGAGUUGGAAGCAGGAGAAGGGCCCAUCGCAAUUAUCGUGUGUCCCACCAGAGAACUUUGUCAGCAGAUCCACGCAGAAUGUAAACGCUUUGGGAAAGCCUACUCAUUGCGUUCUGUGGCAGUCUAUGGAGGAGGAAGCAUGUGGGAGCAAGCCAAGGCGCUGCAGGAGGGGGCAGAGAUCGUGGUGUGCACUCCGGGUCGUCUGAUUGACCACGUAAAAAAGAAGGCCACGUCCCUGCAGAGAGUGACCUACCUGGUGUUUGACGAGGCUGAUCGCAUGUUUGACAUGGGCUUUGAAUAUCAGGUUAGGUCUGUCGCGAGCCAUGUCCGCCCUGACAGACAGACUCUUUUGUUCAGUGCUACUUUUCGAAAGAAGAUCGAAAGGCUGGCCAGAGACAUCUUGAUAGAUCCUAUCCGUGUGGUGCAGGGAGACAUCGGAGAGGCCAAUGAGGAUGUGACCCAGGUCGUGGAGAUGCUGCACAGUGGGACAGAAAAAUGGGCCUGGCUGAUCCGGCGGCUCGUAGAGUUUACUUCCUCCGGCUCUGUCCUUAUCUUUGUUACCAAGAAGGCAAACUGUGAAGAACUGGCCACUAACCUGACGCAGGAGGGCUACAGCAUUGGCCUCCUGCAUGGAGAUAUGGACCAGAGUGAGAGGAACAAGGUCAUCAGUGACUUCAAGAAGAAGAACUUGCCUGUUCUGGUGGCCACUGAUGUUGCUGCUCGUGGUCUGGACAUCCCUUCCAUUCGCACAGUGGUGAACUACGAUGUGGCGCGAGACAUCGACACACACACGCACAGGAUCGGUCGAACAGGUCGUGCUGGAGAGAAGGGUGUGGCUUACACCCUCCUUACCAACAAAGACACUACAUUCGCUGGAGACCUGGUGCGAAAUCUGGAGGGAGCGAAUCAAUCUGUUUCUAAAGAACUGAUGGAUAUAGCCAUGCAGAAUCCAUGGUUUAGGAAAUCCAGAUUCAAGGGGGGUAAAGGAAAGAGGCCGAACAUUGGAGGAGGUGGUCUUGGUUACAGAGAGAGACCAGGCUUGGGGGCGGAAAGUUCGGAGCGUGGCAGCAGCAGCUUGAUGUCUUCCACUAGCAGCUUUGAGGGCUACAGCAAACCAGCUACUGGGGCGAUGGGGGACCGCAUGUCUGCAAUGAAACAAGCCUUCCAGACUCAGUAUAAAAGCCACUUUGUGGCAGCGUCCAGCGGCCCUCCUAAGCUCAGCACCAAGUCCAACAGCUCGUCCUGCUGGACCAGUGCUGGCAGUCUGAGCUCUGUGCCAACCGAGUCUGCUAAUGGCUCAGAGAGGUCCCAGUGUGCCACCAUGUCAAUGCCAGGCUUCACCAGUGCAGGCACACUGAGCUCAGUGCCCCCCAGUCUAACCAGUUCACAGCACAGCUUCCCUCAACCUCAGCCGCCGCCUCCCCCUCCUCCUCCGCCUUCACCUCCCUCACAGAGAGACAGCUCACGGGAGAGACACGUUGAAGACCGUGGGCGCCAUGGGGAGAGUCACCACCGCCACAGUGACAGGAGCGACCGGCACAGCACUGAAGAUCGCCACAGCGACCGAGAUCGGCACGGAGACAGAGAGCGUGACCGCUACGGGGAACGGGAGCGCCACAGCAGCAGCCGCCACAGCGACAGUCGUAACGGAGAUGGGAGCAGGAGGGAAAGAGAUGAUCGGAGGAGCGACAGAGAAGGGGGAGACAGGGGGAGUGGGGAGGGGAGAGACAGGGAAGGGGGAGACAGGGGGAGUGGGGAGGGAAGGGACAGGGAAGGGGGAGACAGGGGGAGUGGGGAAGGGAGGGACAGGGAAGAUGAUAGCUUUGCUGUUCCUGAACCACCAAAACGUAGAAAGAGCAGGUGGGACAACUAAAGAAAAAAUAAUCAACACAUCAGUAGAAUAAUUCAUGCAACAACUGCUUCACGACAAGCUUGUCUGUGUAGGCAGAGAGCAGAGCAUAUCAGAGGCUGUUGCAGGCACUAGGCUGGAGGGGUAGGUUUACUGACGCCAGUGUCCAUUUGGCCUCAACAGUGUCAGACAGAUCAACACAAGCAGCUCCGAGACAGCCACUGUACAUACACCGUCAGGACUGUUGUUAUUAUAAGUCAAUAGGAUCGAGCAAUAGAGCUGUAACGAAUCCUGUCAGUGAACAAUUCCAAAUUAGGGCGUGUUGGUUGUUGUCUUGUUUCUACUCACUGAGCCCCUAAUAUGCUUCUGUGCUUGCAAACCUGACAAAUGUUCUUUUCCUUUAAUGAAUCUUUGCCAAGUGUGUUUGUGUAUUUGCAUUUUAUUUUCUACAAAGCUAACUGUUAGAACCGUUUAAUUUUUUUCUAUGGCGCUCUGUGAUUGUGUACGGUCACACAAGUACAUAAAAAAAAAACUAUCAGUAGCUCUUUUUGUGUCUUGUAUUCAAGUUUUAGUGAAGUGCCUUUCCCUGGCAUUUAGUCCGUCUGCUUUCGAAAUGUGUUUUCAGGAACGUUUGUUUCAAUGAGAGGGAUUUCAAGUGUUCAAAUGGAAAAGGGGAAGUUUUAAAUAAAAACACUUCUCUUGCA